Messenger RNA from Paraphaeosphaeria sporulosa, 1551 nucleotides. RefSeq names its product cellulase. NCBI's taxonomy places the organism in Eukaryota, Fungi, Ascomycota, Dothideomycetes, Pleosporales, Didymosphaeriaceae. Gene Ontology annotation, molecular function: hydrolase activity, hydrolyzing O-glycosyl compounds. The record is from RefSeq and is a predicted model, not a curated record. Bases 225 to 1469 code for a protein of 414 amino acids. The transcript has 2 exons.
GUGUCUGUUAGCACCACGGGCCUUUCUCCACGUACGGAGAGGCACCAGGAAACUUCCCUCAGCCUUUUCUAACGCUCUCGAAGGCUGUGCACUUACAUCUUAUUACUUCCCUGGACGGAAACAAGGCUGUUUAGGUACCCAGCAAAUACUGCUGCGCUCGCAAGCUAUUGCCAUUGGCCAAGUCCGUAUGCGUGCAUUUUCCGCAAAAGUGAUUCGGCUUCAAGAUGCUUCCAAAUACACUCUUGAACACUCUGCUCCUCGCCGCGAGCACAGCUGCACAGUUUGCGCCUCUUCACACCUCCUCAAGAUGGAUUCUCGAUUCCAAUAACAAGCGUUUCAAACUACGCUGCCUCAAUUGGGCCGGUCAUAUGGAAGCUCACCUCCCCGAAGGCUUGCAACAUCAACCUGUCGACACGCUCGCGAAAUGGGUCGCAGACCAGGGCUUCAAUUGCGUGCGGCUUACCUUCAGCAUCGAUAUGGCCUUGGACCAAGGCCUCAGAGUAUCCGACUCCUUCUCCACGCUUGCAGCGCGCACAGGUGCGCCUGCCGACGCAGUGACCGAUCUCUGGUCCCGCGUGAAAACCAAGAACUCCUGGAUCGAAACCAUCUCCGUCGGCGAAGCCUUCGGUCAUGUCGUGGACGCGCUGGGCAGCGCGGGCCUGCGCGUCAUACUCGACAACCACGUCAGCAAAGCGUCGUGGUGCUGCAACCUCGAAGACGGCAACGGCUGGUGGGACGAAGCGCCCGGCUACGUCGACUCCAACUCGCGCUUCUUCAACACGACAAACUGGGUGGCCGGGCUACGCGCAAUGGCGCAAUUCUCUGCGAACCACCCUGCCGUUGCGGGCAUCGGCCUACGCAACGAGAUCCGCGAGAUCCCCGUCAUCCAGGGCCGAGACGCGUGGUACGACUACAUUGUAAAGGGUGCGCAUGCCGUGCAUGACACAAACCCGGACCUGCUCAUUGCGAUGGGUGGCACCCUGUCCAGCACUGACAUCUCGUUCCUGCGCACCAGGCCGCUCGACCGGGCUCCCUUCGGCGACAAAAUUGUCUACGAGUGGCACCACUACACUUUCACCCCGAACUGGAUCGCGUCAUUCAAAUCGUGCAGCAUCUGGAAGAGCGUCACGGUGGGUGGGACCUCGGGCUUUCUGCUGCAGCAAGGCAAGGACUAUACCGGUCCGCUUUGGCUAAGCGAAUUUGGGUUCAGCCAGGCGGGUGGGCCGCCCGAACGGCAUGGCAUCGAGACGCAAGAGGAUUAUGAUUACUUGACAUGUCUUGUGGACUAUGUGAAGGGGAACGAUGGGGAUUGGGCGCUGUGGGCGAUUCAGGGGAGUUAUUAUGUGAGGGAUGGAACGGUAGAUAAGGAUGAGAGUUGGGGCGUGUUGAAGAGUGAUUUCUCGGAUUGGAGGAAUCCGGGGGUAAGGGAUGUUAUUGCGGAUUUGUUCAAAGUUACACAGGGGCCUUGAGGGUUGGAGAAAAUCGAAUGAUCUUGCAUAUACAUUUGGCCGGACUGGAGAACACCAAUAAGGCUGAAAACAUCGAGAUACC